AUAGCCACUAAUAAUGAUGGAGUCCCUGCUCGAUGCGGACAUAGUGCCACACUUUCAACAAAUAACCAAAGCAUAAUUGUGUUUGGCGGUGCCUUCAAUAUUGCUCGUUCGAUAAAUGGAAUCGCGGUAUUACAUCUCACCACAUAUGCUUGGAUAUCUGUUAACGCUUCCGGUAAUCCACCAAUAAAAGCACCAUCUUCUCAUACAGCCUCUCUCUAUAAUGAUUAUAUAUUUUUUGCGUUUGGUGCAAUUGAUAUUAAUAAGUUUUCAAGUAGUCCGAUAAGCAUCCUCGACAUCUCAAAUAAUCAAUUCAAAUGGGUCUCAUCAUAUUAUCCAAGAACACCAAGUACACCAAGUCCUAGUCCUACAGCGAAUCCCAGUAAUUCGAACACGGGUGUUAUUAUAGGAUCGGUAAUUGGAAGUGUUGUAGGUGUUGGAUUAUUAUGUAUUAUUGGCUAUCUAAUUUAUAAUAGCAAAUUGAAGAAGAGAAUAAGGUUUUCGGAUAUUCAAGUUUCUGGUAAUGAA
Molecule: messenger RNA, 525 nt
Organism: Scutellospora calospora
Lineage: Eukaryota; Fungi; Glomeromycota; Glomeromycetes; Diversisporales; Gigasporaceae
Source: the annotation of a GenBank genome assembly